Messenger RNA from Mercurialis annua (annual mercury), 963 nucleotides. Its product is annotated as probable glutathione S-transferase. Gene Ontology annotation, molecular function: glutathione transferase activity. Gene Ontology annotation, biological process: glutathione metabolic process. The transcript is spliced from 2 exons. The record is from RefSeq and is a predicted model, not a curated record. The coding region runs from base 217 to 879 and encodes 220 amino acids. Lineage: Eukaryota; Viridiplantae; Streptophyta; Magnoliopsida; Malpighiales; Euphorbiaceae. Gene Ontology annotation, cellular component: cytoplasm.
UAUAUGCAAGAUAAAUUACCAAAAUUAUAGUCUUUUUAUAUAUCCUACCAUAUAUAUUAGAUUAAUUACCAAAAAUACAUAAAUCAAAACCGCCGGUCCUUAAACCGAAUCCGACCAAACUAAACCAAACACUCCCAUAAAAAUCAGCUAUAUAUACAACAAAAUUUCAUCAGCAACAAUUAACUACCCACUCAACUUCAAAAUCAAAUCAAAAAAAUGGCUGAUGAAGUGAUUCUUUUGGAUUUCUGGCCAAGUCCAUUUGGAAUGAGAUUGAAAAUAGCAUUGGCAGAAAAAGGAGUAAAAUAUGAGGAGCACAUUGAAGAGGAUUUGAAAAAUAAAAGCCUUUUUCUAUUGAAAAUGAACCCGGUUCAUAAAAAAAUUCCGGUUCUUAUUCACAAUGGAAUUCCCAUUUGUGAAUCACUUAUUGGUGUUCAAUAUGUUGAUGAAGUUUGGCCUCAUAAAUCUCCUCUUUUUUCUACUAAUCCUUAUUCUAGAGCUCAAGCUAGAUUUUGGGCUGAUUUUGUUGACAAGAAGAUUUAUCCGAAUGGGAGGCUAAUGUGGAUUACAAAGGGAGAAGAACAAGAAAUCGCAAAGAAAGAUUUCAUUAAUGCACUUAAGCUUUUGGAAGGAGAACUUGGAGACAAGUUUUAUUUUGGUGGCGAGCGUUUUGGAUAUGUAGAUGUAGCGUUUAUACCAUUUUAUUCUUGGUUUUACGCCUAUGAAAUUUGCGCCAACUUCAACGUAGAGGCCGAGUGUCCGAAGCUUAUCGAGUGGGCUCGAAGGUGCCUCAAGAAAGAGUCUGUAUCAAAGUCGCUCCCAGAUCAAAAGGAGGUCUAUGAUUUUGUUUUGAUGGCGAAAAAGAAGUUUGGUUUUGAGUAGAAUGAGCAAGAGAACAAAUUGUUUUCAUGUUUAAGUCUCAAAUGUGUUUUUUAAUAUUUAUAAUAAUUUACGCUUUGAUGUGUA